AUGGCUUGGUUUAAUGCUUCUAUUAAUUAUUUUGGGCUGAAGGAGGUUGGCUUUGUAGGUCUGAAGUUCACAUGGCUGUAUCAAAGACGGGAUGGCACUCAAAUCAGGGAACGGCUAGAUAGGGCCCUAGCUUCUACAGAUUGGCAUUCUCUAUUCCCUACUGCAAAGCUUCAUCAUAAGUCCUCUUCCGCUUCUGAUCAUAAUCCUCUUCUAUUGCAUCUAUUCUCAAAGAAAAAACACCAGAAAUACAAGAAAAUAUUUAGGUUUGAGUCUAUGUGGUUGAAGGAUGAGAGAUGUGAGAAAGUGGUGACAGAGGCAUGGGAGGAAGGGAUGUGUAUGGCUUCGGAUUUUCCUAUUUUAGCUUGUAUGGAGUAUUGCAGAAACAAAUUGGAGGUAUGGAAUGCGAAUGAGUAUGGGCAUGUGAGAAAAAAGAUUGCUUGUUUACAAAAACGUUUAGAAGGGCUGGAGAUGCAAGCUUCAUCUCCUGGGGUUAUCAGAGACUUAAGAGAAACUAGAGUGGAGUUGAAUUGUUGGCUUGAUAAAGAAGAUGCCAUGUGGAAACAGAGGGCACAUGUGUGGCAAGUUGAUCAAGGUGAGAUUGAGAAGGUGUUUAUUGAGUACUACUCUAAUUUGUUCACUUCCUCAGAACCGUCAAACUUCACAGAAAUUAUGGAGGCCAUUCAACCUAAAGUGACACAAUCAAUGAAUUCCAAGCUGGUGAAGGAAUUUCAGGUAGGUGAAGUGCACAAAGCCCUGAAACAGAUGUAUCCUUUAAAAGCUCCAGGUUCGGAUGCCUUUGAGGCAAUGCACCAGAUUAAUUUGAAGAAAUCAAGGGCUAAAGGGGAGAUGGCUCUCAAGCUUGACAUGAGCAAGACCUAUGACAGGGUGGAAUGGGCAUGCCUAGAUAAGAUAAUGGAGAAGUUGGGGUUUCACUCAAGAUGGAGAAGCUUAAUGAUGCAGUGCAUUACUUCAGUCACUUAUGUUGUCCGUGUCAAUGGUAAACCUAGUGGCCAUAUUAUUCCUUCCAAGGGGCUCCGCCAAGAUGAUAGUUUAAUUUUCUGUAAAGCCACUGUUGAAGAGUGCGAAGCCCUUCAGAAAGUACUAUUUAAAGAGAUCCAGGAUGAGAUAAAAGUGAGGUUUGGUGCUCAAGUGAUUCAGCAGCAUGCGAAGUACCUGGGUCUUCCAUCGCUAGUGGGAAGAAAUAAGAAGAAUAAUUUUAAGGAAGUUAAGACAAAAUUGGUUAAGAAGUUGGCAGGGUGGAAGGAAAAACUAUUGUCUAAAGCUGGGAAAGAAGUUCUGAUAAAGGCCAUGGCCCAAGCCAUCCUAAAGUGUGAGUUUUUUGAUGCAAGUCUUGGAAAAAAUCCUUCAUUUGCCUGGAAAAGUAUUUUAGCAACUCAAGCAAUUGUUAGGAACAGCAGAAGGUGGCAAGUUGCAGCCCUUAUUGAUGAAAAGAAUGGUGUCUGGAAAAAUGAGCUGGUGCGACAAGUCUUCCUACCUCAUGAAGCUGACUUAAUAUGUAGCAUUGCUCUAAGUGCUAACUUGCUAGCGGAUAAUCAAGGCUGGGCUUUAACGCAUAAUGGAAUCUUUAAUGUUCGAAGUGCAUAUAAGUUGGCCAUGGAGAUGAGCUCAGCUGUACCGGUGGGAGGAGUGUCUUAUAAUAGUCAGUUAAGGAGGUUUUGGAAGUACCUAUGGAGCUGCAAUAUUCUGCACAAGAUUCGCCAUUUUGCUUGGAGGGCCUGCAAAGAUGUCUUGCCCAUGAAGGAGAACCUGGUCAAACGUAAGGUGCUGUUGGAUGGAGCUUAUGAUGAAUGUAAUAUGGAGGAAGAGUCUUCAGCCCACCUGUUUUGGCACCGUCAACGAGCUAGUGAGAUAUGGCGCACUUCUAAUUUGUUUUAG
Messenger RNA from Quercus lobata, 1896 nucleotides. RefSeq lists its product as uncharacterized. The record is from RefSeq and is a predicted model, not a curated record. NCBI's taxonomy places the organism in Eukaryota, Viridiplantae, Streptophyta, Magnoliopsida, Fagales, Fagaceae. The transcript has 7 exons. The coding region runs from base 1 to 1896 and encodes 631 amino acids.